This is a messenger RNA of Aspergillus heteromorphus CBS 117.55, 1316 nucleotides long. Its product is annotated as Bicupin, oxalate decarboxylase/oxidase. Gene Ontology annotation, biological process: oxalate metabolic process. The transcript has 4 exons. NCBI's taxonomy places the organism in Eukaryota, Fungi, Ascomycota, Eurotiomycetes, Eurotiales, Aspergillaceae. The record is from RefSeq and is a predicted model, not a curated record. Bases 9 to 1316 code for a protein of 435 amino acids.
UCCCAACCAUGCACAUACCCCUUUCCUCCCACCUCCUGCUGACGGUCGCGACCGUGGCGGCCCUCGUCGGCCAGGGCCAGGGCAACCCGGUCCCCAAUGACGCAUACCAGCAAUUGUUGCGGGUGCCCGCCUCGUCCCCAUCCGUCUUCUUCCAAGAGCAACCCCCCUUCACCCCAGACCAUCACGAUCCCUAUGACCACAAGAUCGACUCGGUCGGAGAGGACCGCGAACCCCUCCCCUGGCGCAUGGGCGAUGGGGCCACCAUCAUGGGGCCGCGGAACAAGGACCGUGAGCGCCAGAACCCCGACAUGGUGCGUCCCCCCAGCACCGACCACGGCAACAUGCCCAACAUGCGCUGGAGUUUCGCCGACUCCCACAUCCGCAUCGAGGAGGGCGGAUGGACGCGUCAGACCACCGUCCGCGAGCUCGGCACUAGCAAGGAGCUUGCAGGGGUCAACAUGCGUCUCGACGAGGGUGUCAUUCGCGAGCUGCACUGGCACCGCGAAGCCGAGUGGGCGUACGUGCUGGCCGGGCGCGUGCGAGUGACCGGUCUGGACCUGGAGGGCGCCAGUUUCAUCGACGACCUCGAGGAGGGUGAUCUGUGGUACUUCCCUUCGGGCCAUCCCCAUUCCCUGCAGGGUCUCAGUCCCAACGGAACCGAGUUCCUGCUCAUCUUUGACGAUGGGAACUUCUCCGAGGAGUCGACCUUCCUGCUAACCGACUGGAUGGCCCACACCCCCAAGUCGGUGCUCGCCGAAAACUUCCGCAUGCGCCCGCAGACCUUCAAGAACAUCCCCACGGCCGAGAAAUACAUCUUCCAAGGCUCCAUGCUCGCCCAGGAACCCGAACGCACCACCGGCGGCGACGUCCGCAUCACCGACUCCGCCAACUUCCCCAUCUCCAAGACCGUCGCCGCUGCCCACCUGACCAUCCACCCCGGCGCCAUCCGCGAGAUGCACUGGCACCCCAACGCCGACGAAUGGUCGUACUUCAAACGGGGCCGCGCCCGCGUCACCAUCUUCGCCGCCGAGGGCACCGCGCGCACCUUCGACUAUGUCGCUGGGGACGUCGGCAUCGUGCCCAAGAACAUGGGCCAUUUCAUUGAGAAUCUCAGUGACGAGGAGGAGGUCGAGGUGCUGGAGAUUUUCCGUGCCGAUCGGUUCCGCGAUUUCUCGUUGUUCCAGUGGUUGGGCGAGACGCCGCGCAGGAUGGUCGCGGAGCACGUGUUUGCGGAUGAUCCCGAGGCCGCGAGGGACUUUUUGAGUAAGAUCGAGGGCGCCGAGAAGGAUCCGAUCCGUAGUCCGGGGAGGGGUUGA